AAGUGGUGUCUGCUAGAUUUCCCCACUGUAAAGAUACUAUUUGUCCUUUUCCAUGUUCUACUCAUUAGGAGUGGGUGGCUAAGUCCAGCCCACACUGCAGGAGAGGGGGAGUGCCAGCUGUUUUUAUUCCUAUAAUUUCAAUUUGUUUAACACUCAUGGCUUUAUUAUCACUCCACUACUUUUCACAGAUAUGGUUGUAAUGAGCUAGACUUGCCCAAAGUUACUCAGCUAGUAAAUGGCCAACCUAGAUUUUGAACUUAUAUCUGUCUGGCCUCAAAGGCCACAUUCUUUCUACUUCAAGUUACUGCCAACAAGUAAAGAAGAUCUCAUGGUCUCCGAGGUGGAAGCUCCCUCUCAGCUUGUCUGUACAGUGUUUUUUACAUCCAUCCUUGGAGUGUGACCAAUCAGUGGGUCAUGAAAAGAUAAAUGUUGAAGUCUUGGAACCCUGGGAAUGAACCUGGAAAAAUUCAAAAUGUGGUCUAGCCUUAGGCAAGUUUCCUUUUCUGGCUCAGCUGCCAAGACCGCACAUCUGGACCCUCAGGAUCCCCACAACAGUUCUGUGCAGGCAGGGUGAAGCACAGGCUUGACACAAGCAAUCAGCAGUCAAAACCCAUACUCCCACCUGUGAAUGGCUGUUCAACCUUGAACAUGUUACUUUUUAUGUGAAUGAAACUCAGUUUUCUAGUCCUAUAAAUUUGGGGCUAUCAUCAACCAUUAAGUUAUAUUAAACCCAGUGUCACACAGGCAAGUACCUAGCAGUUUCCAAAGGCCAAAAAAAAAAAAAAAAAGAAAGACACUUUUUCAUCUUUUCUCUUCCCUCCAAUUGAAAGACUCGUGGAAUAUGUACAACUACUUUUACAAAAAGCCAGAAGCCAGACAGUUUGAGUGGAGCUGUUACAGCUUUCUGCUCUAAACCCAAGAAAUGGGGACCCCUCCCAUGAGAGUGGAGAGGCUUCUGGAUGUGUUACAAAUUCCAUCUCAUUUUCAUGGACUCAGUGUUAAUUAAUAAAAUCUCAAGGUUCUCCUCCUCCCUUGCAUUUCUUCAGAGAAACGAAGAGCUCAGGCUCAUAGCCCAAGCGCUCAGCUUUUAAAUUAGACAACUUUGUCCUGACAGGAACCGAGUCACAGCUGUCAUACCUGAUUACUUUUAGAGUUACUACUACACCCUUUGUAUGGCAUGAGCUGCCAGUGUUCAAGGUAAACAGAAAGGCUUCACAUUUUAUCAUGACAGCCCUGGAGCCAUCCACCUCCCCGUGUUCAUUAUUCUCAGCCUGUAUUUGGAAGGGAUGAUGAGGCAUCCUGACAAUCGUAUAGUGAGGAAGGCAGACCCCAGGGCCUGUCACUACAGCCUAGGGAUUUUAAACCCCCAAAGUGCAGCAAAACCUGCUGCUUCCAGGAAGCCAAGGAGAAUGAUUUCCAGGGGAAAUAGGUGGCUCAAAGCCUUCUAAGAAUGAACCAUCAUCUUUCAUGAGAGGCAAACAUUGACCCUCAAGUAACCAACCAAUAAGAGCACCUGUACACAAAUGCUCACAGGUGUUGGCUGGGAUUGGUCAGCUUGUGGAUGAUGUCACAGUUUCCCUCCUCUGACUCAACAAUGCCACCACCACUGAAAAGGCUGAGACCCAACUGCAGCUCUUGCAGACAGAAAAAUUCACCGCAGGUAGAGCACCUUCUAGAUUGCUCCUGGAGUGUGGGGACAGCUGUCUCUCCUGUCCAAGUUAUUGAAUCCAGAAAAAAGAUGAACUUAUGAACAUGGGAAAAGAAAUCCAGCUAAAGCCCAAGGCAAAUGUCUCUUCUUACAUCCACUUUUUGCUGAAUUACAGAAAUAAAUUCAAGGAGCAGCAGCCAAAUACCUACGUUGGCUUUAAAGAGUUCUCUAGAAAGUGUUCGGAAAAAUGGAGAUCCAUCUCAAAGCAUGAAAAGGCCAAAUAUGAAGCCCUGGCCAAACUCGACAAAGCCCGAUACCAGGAAGAAAUGAUGAAUUAUGUCGGCAAGAGGAAGAAACGGAGAAAGCGGGAUCCCCAGGCACCCAGACGGCCCCCAUCGUCCUUUCUACUCUUCUGCCAAGACCAUUAUGCCCAGCUGAAGAGGGAGAACCCGAACUGGUCAGUGGUACAGGUGGCCAAGGCCACAGGGAAGAUGUGGUCGGCGACUACAGACCUGGAGAAGCAGCCUUACGAGCAGAGAGCGGCUCUCCUGAGAGCUAAGUACUUCGAGGAACUUGAACUCUACCGUAAACAACGAAAACAAUCUAAACAACGCACUACCAGGAAGUACCAGCUGUCAGCUAGAAACCGGUGCAGAGGGAAAAGAGUCAGGCAGCGCUGAUGGAUCCAGUUCGUAAAAAUAAAAUGCCACUGAAC
Messenger RNA from Cebus imitator (Panamanian white-faced capuchin), 2363 nucleotides. It is a transcript of the gene HMGB4, whose product is annotated as high mobility group box 4. Gene Ontology annotation, biological process: regulation of transcription by RNA polymerase II. Lineage: Eukaryota; Metazoa; Chordata; Mammalia; Primates; Cebidae. The coding region runs from base 1747 to 2328 and encodes 193 amino acids. The transcript is spliced from 2 exons. The record is from RefSeq and is a predicted model, not a curated record. Gene Ontology annotation, molecular function: DNA binding, bending.